Messenger RNA from Myodes glareolus (Bank vole), 1731 nucleotides. The record is from RefSeq and is a predicted model, not a curated record. Lineage: Eukaryota; Metazoa; Chordata; Mammalia; Rodentia; Cricetidae.
UGUGCGCGGUGGAGACUCGGCUGGCGUGAGGAGAAGCACCCGAGCGAGCCGAGAUGCAGAGCACUUCUAACCAUCUGUGGCUUUUGUCUGAUAUCUUAGGCCAGGGGGCCACUGCAAAUGUCUUCCGAGGAAGACAUAAGAAAACUGGUGAUUUAUAUGCUGUCAAAGUAUUUAAUAACAUAAGCUUCCUUCGCCCAGUGGAUGUUCAAAUGAGAGAAUUUGAAGUAUUAAAAAAACUCAACCACAAAAACAUUGUCAAAUUAUUUGCUAUUGAAGAGGAGACGACAACAAGACAUAAAGUCCUUAUUAUGGAAUUUUGUCCUUGUGGGAGUUUAUACACUGUUUUAGAGGAGCCAUCCAAUGCCUAUGGACUACCGGAAUCGGAAUUUUUAAUUGUUUUACGAGAUGUGGUGGGUGGAAUGAAUCACCUCCGAGAGAAUGGCAUCGUGCACCGUGACAUCAAGCCAGGCAAUAUCAUGCGCGUCAUAGGGGAGGACGGACAGUCUGUGUACAAACUCACAGACUUCGGUGCCGCCAGGGAACUGGAGGACGAUGAGCAGUUUGUGUCUCUGUAUGGCACAGAGGAGUACUUGCAUCCUGACAUGUAUGAGAGAGCAGUACUAAGAAAAGAUCAUCAGAAGAAAUACGGGGCUACAGUUGAUCUUUGGAGUAUCGGGGUGACAUUUUACCACGCAGCUACUGGAUCACUGCCAUUUAGACCAUUUGAGGGGCCUCGCAGGAAUAAGGAAGUGAUGUAUAAAAUCAUCACCGGGAAGCCUUCUGGUGCCAUAUCUGGAGUACAGAAAGCAGAAAAUGGGCCAAUUGACUGGAGUGGAGACAUGCCUGUUUCUUGUAGUCUUUCUCGGGGUCUUCAGACACUGCUUACUCCAGUCCUUGCAAACAUCCUCGAAGCUGACCAAGACAAGUGCUGGGGUUUUGACCAGUUCUUCGCAGAAACUAGUGAUGUCCUUCACCGAAUGAUAAUCCAUGUUUUCUCGCUGCAACAGAUGACAGCACAUAAGAUCUAUAUUCAUAAGUACAAUACUGCUGCUGUAUUCCAUGAACUGGUAUAUAAGCAAACUAAAAUUAUUUCUGCAAAUCAAGAACUUAUCUAUGAAGGACGACGCUUAGUCCUAGAACUUGGAAGACUAGCCCAGCAUUUCCCCAAAACCACAGAGGAGAACCCUAUCUUUGUCGUAAGCCGGGAACCCCUAAGUACCAUAGGACUGAAAUACGAGAAAAUUCCCCUACCUAAAGUACAUCCGCGUUAUGAUUUGGAUGGUGAUGCUAGCAUGGCCAAGGCAGUGACGGGCGUUGUGUGUUACGCCUGUAGAAUUGCCAGCACCUUGCUGCUCUAUCAGGAAUUAAUGCGGAAGGGGAUCCGGUGGUUGAUUGAAUUGGUGAGAGAUGAUUACAAUGAAACUGUUCACAAGAAGACAGAAGUUGUGAUCACGUUGGAUUUCUGCAUCCGAAACAUUGAAAAGACUGUGAAAGUAUAUGAAAAGUUGAUGAAAAUUAACCUAGAAGCAGCCGAGUUGGGUGAAAUUUCAGACAUACACACCAAAUUGUUGAGAGUAAGUAUUGGUGAAUCAUGACAGUUACAGGGUGGAGCGUAACCUGAUCGCUGCUGGUGAGAGCUUGUGUCUGCGCUUCCUGAGAAAAGUGUCACUUCCCAAGUUCCAUGGAGAAAAGAGCUGCCUGUGUGUGUGUGUGCUUGAUAUGACUAUACCU